CCUAAAAAUUAUGAAAAUGCCCUCCGAAAAAAUUCGACCAAAUUUUCGUCCAAAUCCGCGAUUACUAGACUUCAUCAUUAGUUGCGAGUAGGGGUGGCAGUCGGUCGGUUUCGGUUUAACUGAAAACCCGGUUAUCGGUUAAACCGAGACACCCCCUAUAGUUGUCGACCACCGACCGAAGAGAGGUCACGGAUAGCCGACCAACCGACCGGUCGGUUCCGGUUUUAGGAUCGGUUAGCCGGCCAACCGAUAAAAAUACAUUUUCCAAAAAAAAAACAAAAAAAACUCCACCUCUCCUUCCUUAUCUCCUCCUCUCUCCUUCCUUCCUCCACCAGACCUCUUCUCUCUCCUUCCUUCUUCUUCUCUCAACUUCUUUCUCCAUGGCCCAUGCAAACAUAUCUGCAGGGGCGGCGACGGUAACGAGGCGCGCGGCGACGGCACCGAGGCGCGCGGCUGCGCACGGCGACGACAGCGAGGUGCGCGGCGCCGGGGAGGAGGUGGGUCGUCGAGGAGGAGGAGGUGGGUCAUCGGGGUAUUUUGGUGGCGGUGGAAGGAGGGGUAGCGGAGGAGGCAGGGGAGGGCGGCCGGAGUCGUCGUCGGAGGGAGGAUGGGGGAGGAGGAGGAAGGAUGGAGGAACGAGAGUUCAGAGGAAGGAGGAUGGGGGAGAAGGAGGGAGGAUGGGAAAGGAUCAGAGAAUGGGGGCGGCUCUCACGGCUGCUAGGGUUUAGGGAGAGGUGGCCAGGUGGGUAGUUUUAUUUAGGCCAAAACGGGGUCGUUUAGCGUCGGUUAGCCGGUUAACCGGCCUCGGUUUUUUGGCUAACCGCCUAACCACUGAACGCUUCCGACAACCGACCGCCACCCAUUUUUUUCGGUUUCCGGUUAGCCGCUAAGACUAACUCCAACCCUAGAGCUAAAAAACCAUUUACCCAUUU
Molecule: messenger RNA, 932 nt
Organism: Linum trigynum
Lineage: Eukaryota; Viridiplantae; Streptophyta; Magnoliopsida; Malpighiales; Linaceae
Source: the annotation of a GenBank genome assembly